Pomacea canaliculata is the source of this 6078-nucleotide messenger RNA. RefSeq lists its product as uncharacterized. Gene Ontology annotation, biological process: negative regulation of angiogenesis; cell surface receptor signaling pathway; adenylate cyclase-activating G protein-coupled receptor signaling pathway. The record is from RefSeq and is a predicted model, not a curated record. The transcript has 30 exons. Gene Ontology annotation, molecular function: G protein-coupled receptor activity. The coding region runs from base 755 to 4381 and encodes 1208 amino acids. Lineage: Eukaryota; Metazoa; Mollusca; Gastropoda; Architaenioglossa; Ampullariidae. Gene Ontology annotation, cellular component: membrane.
AUCAUAUAGUAACAUACGGCAACGACCAUUCUCUCUCACACAAAACGCCCGAAUCAAAGAAGAAAACGGAACAGUUUUUAUUCCUCUUAUUUUUUUUAUUUAUUUUUUUUCAUCUUUCUUUGUCACCAACAAUCAUUAUUUUGCCCAACAUGGCAAACCCAAAGUAGUCAUAGACUGCGGAUGAAGAUAGUAUGUUUUGUCAGGUGAAAACUUAUCUGAGCUAUACUCCCCUCUUUCAGCCUUUUUCAAAAGCCUUGAGCGAAGCUGGAAGAGAGGAAAAAAGUAUGUCAGGGGCUAGACACAUUGUAAGGGCGUAUCUUUCGACUCAGAAACUUUCCACACUUCGUUCAGCCUGUUGCCUACAGUUCGGAAUGAGUCAGAUACUUUCCCAGCCACCUUUCACUCAUCUCAACCAUCCUGUCUCCCGGACUCCAGUUAGUAUGCAACUGGUCAACAAAGGUAAACAAAACUACUGCUGUUCCUACAAGAGAAAGAAGAGAGAUAGACGCAAUCUGGGGCGAGUCCAGCAUAGAGAAACUUUGUUGCAGGUGACAGGUCGCGCACAACCUUCUCUCCUUGAUGAAUGAUCUGUCACGUGGGAGACAGGCCUGCGGAGGACAACAGAAAAUGAGAGCAGCCAUGCAGGUAUCAUUGUUCCCUCCUUUCACUUGACCCGAGCAUCAUGCCUCAGUACACUGGAUGAGAACGACUGCUAUACACGGAGACAGUAUCCGGGUCGCACAGUACGCUGAAAAUGAUCGCGUGUUAUAAGCUUUUUUUCGUCGUUUCCCUCUUCGCUGCUGUCGUUCAGCUUCGGCCAGCUAAUGAAGUCACCUCUGCUGGCCCCACCGAAGCGACUACCCCAACUACCGCCGCCACCACCACCACCACUACUACCGCCACCACUACCAUCACCACCACCACCAAGUCAUCAACAACAGCGCUCGACGAUGACAAUAAUAGCAGCAGCAACGACACCAGUUUCGAACUGGGUGGGGACUCGUCGCAAGACACCAACUCUAGCGACGUGGACAGCACCAGGUGGCCAUCGUCGUCUGCUCUGCCAACCACGUCGUCCCUGGCAACGCCAACCACGUCGUCCCUGGCAACGCCAACCACGUCGUCCCUGGUAACGCCAACCACGUCGUCCCUGGCAACGCCAGCCACGUCAUCGCCAAAAACGCCAGGCUCUCAAAUGGUUACGCCGACAUCUCACAUCAUCGAUACCCCGUCACUAGACGAUCCUCCCGAGGAAACAACCGUUAAAACGUCAGACCCAACUUCAUCAACUCUGCUUAAUUCCUCAGGUUCAGCCUCGACGCACCCUCCUGCCCUCACCGACACUGUAGCUACAUCAUCAACCCCCCUUAAUACAUCACAGCCUGCCUCGACCCAACCUCUUGUGGUCGUUGGGACCGAAAGUACGUCGACAACUCUCGUUACUGCGUCAGACCCUGCCACUACCCAGCCUCCUGCGGUCUCCCUGACAUCAACUGCUGUGCAUAGUUCGACGAGUUCGACGAGUUCAACGGAUAGUUCAACGGAUAGUUCGACGGACAGUUCAGAGGACAGCGAGGAGGUGACGGAAGAAAGUCAGACAGUGGGGACGUCCACCAGACCUUCUGUCUCCCCCAAGGAUGACGACGAUUUCGACAAACCAGACGACGACAUAGACGACCAGUCAAAGGAGGAUAAAGAUGAUGAUGAUGAUGAGGAGGAGGAUUUAUCAUCCGAAGCGAACGCCACAACCACCACAGCACGGAUGACGACGCCAGACUCACAUGAAGACUGGAACAGCUGGGAGGAAAUACAGAAAAUGAACAUUUCUAUCGUCUCGUUCCGGAAAGUGGAGUCAGCAACCGUCGGAGACCAGGACCUCAUCAUGGAGUGCAACUUUACCUCUGAAUCGGUAGAUGGAAUCCGGAUCACUUGGAUACGCCAUGGCAUGCCGAUCCACUCAAGGUCUCACAGUCGAUUCCGCAUCACUGUGAAAAAGUAUGGCGACCAGGAGAUGCUGUACACACAGCUCCGCAUCACCCAUGCAUGCAUGUCCGACACAGGACCGUACGCUUGUUUUGCGUUUAGAGGAUUCAAAAAUGCAUAUCAGGCUUUCAACCUCGUCGUGUAUGACAUCGCCAAACUGGCCAUCUACCCCCCGGUCCUGAGCUUGCGAUCCCGCCAUCACAAGGUCGUCUUCUGGUGCAAAGUCACCAACCCUGACGAUGUGCUGCAGUCCAGUGACUUCAAGUGGCAGGUGAACGGAAUAACGCCCACCAGAGGUUUUUCUCGGCACCGUGGAGUAAAAGAGAGCAAUGGAACUAUCGAAUUUUUCCCGCAGGAGAUGUCUGGCAACUGCACCUGUUCUGUGGGCAAGUCCCACACCACGGCCUAUUACUACGUCAUUACAACAGGUAUGAUAACUUGUCCAGAGGAGAUCGACAAGUACGGUAUCGUUUGGCCCUUGAUACCUGCUGGACGACAAGCUAUUGCCUACUGUCCCAGAGAUCACACAGGUCUCGCCACACGGAAGUGUGGGUCUGAUGGCCAGUGGGCUGAGCCUGCCAACCUGCUGGACUGUGUGCUCGACUCGCUUCAAAAUAUCGACUCUCAGGUACAGGACAUUGUUGAUGGGACGGCAAAUGUUACCGUAGGAACCGUGCUUGAAGGACUCCUGACGAUUGCCUGCAACGGCUCAGAGUGCGAGCAGCUGGACGGGGCGGGCAACCUGGACAAGACCGUGGACAUCCUGGAGAAGGUUUCAGCCAUCGAGGACGCUGAAGUCACGCAAAACGAUGCAGAAGUCUUUUCGUCGGUGCUGGACGCGUUGCUGGAUAAAAGGACAGGACAGGAGUGGAACCGCGUCACGCAGCGGGACAACAGAAAGCCAACGCGGCUCUUGCGGACCGUGAGGAGAAUUGGACGGUCGGCUGGCCGGCACCUCACCAGCAACUCCAGCUUGCCCAUUCGAAAGAACAACGUCGACAUCUUAGUAUCCCGCGUGUCCUUCCGGGACCUGGUGUUUCCCGAAUACAGCCCCGCGCGGACAAGCUGGAUGUUCCUGCACGCAGACAGCUUAGAAAAUAUCGCAGAGAACAUUGGUCCUGAAGAGAAUUCCUCAGUAACGAAGGAAGUGCUCUACGUUGCAGCUUGUUAUAAAACUAUCGCAUCUCUUCUGCCUAACAACUCGGCUGAGGCCUGGUUAGGGCAAAGCAUAAACAGCUCAUGGACGAUCAACUCUGAGGUUCUUUCUUUGUCGUUUGGAAUCGACCAUCCUUCCGUUAACCUGCUUCGGCCACUCAUUCUGCACUUUAAAAACACCGAUGUUAACCGCUCGAGCCCAGUGUGCAGUUUCUGGGACUUCGAUGCAGAGAACAACGAGGGCGCGUGGUCAAACGCUGGCUGUGAGCUUGACGAAAAGGCGAGCAACUCGACAGACACGGUGUGCCGCUGUCACCACCUGACCAACUUCGCUGUCCUAAUGAGUCCUUACCGCUCGAGUUCCCAUGACGACAUCGCCCUCAGUAUCAUCACCUACAUCGGCUGCGGGCUCUCUGUCCUCGGCUGUCUCGUCACACUCAUCGUCUACCUAAGACUCUGGAGGUACCUCAAGUCCACGCGCGCGCACUUGUUGAUGCAGUUGUGUGCUGUGCUGAUUGUCUUCUACAUCAUCUUCCUGGCUGGCAUCGAAAGGACGUCAGACGUUGUGGCGUGCAAGGCGGUGGCGUUGGUGCUGCACUUCCUGCUGCUCGUGGCCUUCUUCCAGAUGCUGGCCCUUGGCGUGGAGAUCGCGGUCACCGUUACAUACGUCUUCUCCGCCACCCGCUCAAAGCUCUGCUACCUUAUCCUCCUCGCCUGGGGAUUCCCUCUGGCCAUCGUCAUUGCUAACAAAUGCUGGUUGUCGCUGGAGAGCGGCCUCCUUUUUGCGUUCGUUGGACCUGCCCUACUGGUGAUCUUGACAAACUCCGUGGUUCUGGUGAUUGUACUACGAGCCGUAUAUUCGACGGCUGUCAUGACUACCAAGACUAAGCAAGAAAAACUUAAGGCCGGAGUGCGGAACAUUUGUGUGCUGCUGCCGAGCAUGGGGCUGACAUGGGUCUUCGGCACCUUGGCUGUCAACGAGAGGACAGUGGUCUUUGAGUAUAUCUUUGCUGUCUGCAACUGCCUGCAGGGAGUCUUUAUUUUUGUCUUUUACUGCUUUCUGAAUUCGUCCGUGCGCGAGGGAGUCCAGAGGCUUCGUCAGCGUCACGAGGUGUCCAAGAACGUGUACUCCGACGAAGCGAAACCCCACCGAGCAGUUAAAAGUCUCUUCGGCUUCCGUGCAUCAAACAACUGCUCAGAACACGUGAGUCAGAUUCGGACAACAGCAAAAAGUCUACACUGAACCUCAGCUCCUCGGUCCCGGGCGAGUCGUCUGACACUACGAGCGACACGAACAUCAAGCUGGAAUUUCCACCAGGCGGCUUCCGGUACAGGGAUAGCUGGUCUGGCCAGUCGUAUCCUGUGCCAUAUAGUGGCCAGUCUUCCGAGUGUCCAGUCAGACCCAAUGACUACGAUGCCAGUGCUGCAGACUACAGGGAGACAACAGACAAAAGAAAGGUCGGCAAAGUUUCUUAUGACGGUGUUCGUCGUCACAGCGACAUUAACAACUACAGCCACCGGCAAAACAGAGCACGUAACGUGAAGUAUACAAGCGAGAGAAGAGCAGACAGCAGGCUCGAGAGGAAAUGAUGAAGAAAGUGACAGUUAUGGAGAUAAGAACAACAAGUCAUAGUUGGAGACAGGAACAUGAGAGGUCAAAGAGAGAGUGAGAAUGCGUUUGUGUGUGUGUGCUUAUGUAGAAUGUUUCGCGGAAUGAACGAUCAUUAACCUUUUAACGAACCCUUUAUAUGGUUGAUCAUGAACAGAUUUCUAUAGGUCUCAGUUUCUCUCUAAUGCUUCCAAACAGAUUUGAGAUGCUGAGACAUUGUUGUGUGUUACUGCCGAGAGGAGAAUAAAGACUUAUUAUCUUACUUAUUUUAUUGGACAAAAUAAUAAGCAUUCAACAUUGUAGUACUACUUUAAGAGUUAUUACUUGCGACAGUGAGACGUCGAAACACUAAAAAGCAUCAUGACAAACUGUUUUCACACAGAGAAUAAACCUUUUUUGAGUCUAAGAGGUUUAUCUCGCUGUUUUGUAUCGAUGACUCGGCAUGCGGCCGUCUAGUGGAGCGUGGGAAUACUAAAACUGUCUAAAACAGUCUUGAGAAGCGGAUAAUGGUAAUGCGUCUUACUGCUUCGUGAAAAUCAAGACAUCUCUAGCUGCAACAUACAUGUACAGCAAGUCUUCCAUACAUAUCUCCAAGCCAGGAACGACCCAGCUUGCUUGUGACACUGAAGUUUUGCUCUGUUAGUGAUCUAACGAGCAACUACACUGGAAACAUCUGUAUUUUUUAAAGACAUCGAGUUUGUUUUGAGCCAGCACGCGGUGGUAAAAUAGACAUCAUGUGUACAUUGCCAUCUACACUUUCAUUUGAACUUGUAGAAAGAACCAUUUAUAGUUUAUAUGAUCUGUGAAAGGACUGGCACUGUGCAGUGUUUCACUGUCAUGUCUAUGAUCUAAGCAAAUUUAUACAACGCCAAGUUAGUAGUACUUUAUGUUAGGGAGGAAAGUUACAGAUCAGAAAGUUAAUAUUUAGCUCUUUAAACUUGAAUUCAUCAAUAAAACACAAUAUCCUUAAAUAUACACUACCGUUGAUCUAUCAGUUAUUGGCUGAUGAUACUUCCAGAUCUACUUUUACGUCUGCAAAUCAAUGUCAGCAAACGAUCCCACUGUAGAAUGAUCAUUGUUACCAUGGAUACCAAUUUACAAUGUGUUUAUUUAUUGAUUUGACUAUUUGUUUACGAAAGCACGUUCUGUGAUGAUGACUUUACUAUUACGUCAUAGAUUAUAUACGAUUAUGAUAUGUAAAACUUACAUUUGACCUUUGUUGCCCAUUAAAUUUUUUGUAAAACUCGGUUCUAAAAAGCUUACUGAAGCAAAUUAUUACUGCAUUUAGAGUUUAUGGAAGAUUAUAAGCAAAUAAAUACUCUCAUCUUUAA